GAUAAAGGCUGUUGAGGUGGGAAAAACAACUCAGGAAAGGAUUUGCCUUGGUUUGUUCCCUUUGAGAAGAGAAGACCCUGGCAACACCGAUGAUCUAAGAAAUACCAACACUCAUACUCAGUUCAUUUUGUGAUCCUGCCUUUCUGCCCAGCUGGAUCUCGGUGACACUCUCCAUUCUUUUGCCUUCAAGAACAUUUUUCUUUGUAUGUGGAGCUGAGACCUGGGAAUGCGUUAUUAUGGCAGCAGUUGUACAGCAGAAUGAGCUUGUGUUUGAAUUUGCCAGCAACGUCAUGGAGGAUGAGCAGCAGCUUGGUGAUCCAUCCAUUUUCCCUGCUGUCAUCGUGGAGCAUGUUCCUAGCGCAGACCUCCUGCAUAACUACUCUGGCUUAACCUGCGUGGAUGAAACUAGUGACAUGAUCACUGAGAAUUCUCUGGAUGUCGCAGAAGAGCAGAUCAUAGAAGAUGAUGAUAUCACCCUCACAGUUGAAACAUCUUGUCAUAAUGGAGAUGAAACAAUGGAAACAAUCGAGGCUGCGGAAGCACUUCUCAAUAUGGACUCCCCUGGCCCUAUGUUGGAUGAAAAAAGAAUAACAACGAUGUUUGGUCCAACUGAAGAGGAUGAUAUGGUGGCUCCUAUUACACACGUGUCAGUCACGCUUGAUGGGAUCCCUGAGGUGGUGGAAGUUCACCAAACUCCAGACCCUUAUCCGGAAUCACCAGAGACUCCAGAAUUUGAACAACCAAAGAAGAAAAAAGGGAAGAAGCCGAAACCAUCUCGUCCUGAGUCCCCUACUACAACUCCAAACAUAUCUGUGAAAAGGAAAAACAAAGAUGGAAAGGGAAAUACAAUUUAUCUCUGGGAGUUCUUACUAGCACUGCUCCAGGACAAAGCUACGUGUCCUAAAUAUAUCAAAUGGACUCAAAGAGAGAAGGGCAUUUUCAAGCUGGUAGAUUCCAAAGCUGUGUCCAGGUUGUGGGGAAAACACAAAAACAAACCUGACAUGAAUUAUGAAACAAUGGGUAGAGCUCUCAGAUACUAUUACCAAAGAGGAAUCCUGGCUAAAGUUGAAGGUCAGCGCCUAGUAUAUCAAUUUAAGGAAAUGCCAAAAGAUCUUGUCUAUAUUGAUGAUGAAGAUGCAAGCCCUAGCACUGAAUCAUCAGAUUCAACUCUGCUCUCAACUUCUGUGGCCAAUAGAAACCAAUCAACCAGAUCUAGAGCUUCAGCAAACGCAGGAACAAAGGGAGGAUCAACCCCAGUGCUAAAAACAGGAAACUCAAAGCCUACUAAGCUGAGGGAGCACGUAGAAGUUGUACAGCAGCAGACACCUGGCUUGACUUCAGAAGUUUUGAGGACAAUGCAAUCUCCACAGCCAGUACAACCCACUCAGCUCUUUCGGACAGUUCACGUAAUGCAGCCGCUGCAGCCCCUCACAGAAGGACAUGCGGCUGUAACCAGUAACGUGCCGGAUGAGUCCUUAAAUCCCUCGGCUCAGAAUAUAAGGUAA
Acanthisitta chloris (rifleman) is the source of this 1505-nucleotide messenger RNA. RefSeq names its product E74-like factor 1 (ets domain transcription factor) (gene ELF1). Bases 237 to 1505 code for a protein of 422 amino acids. The transcript has 7 exons. The record is from RefSeq and is a predicted model, not a curated record. Lineage: Eukaryota; Metazoa; Chordata; Aves; Passeriformes; Acanthisittidae. Gene Ontology annotation, cellular component: nucleus. Gene Ontology annotation, biological process: regulation of transcription by RNA polymerase II; cell differentiation. Gene Ontology annotation, molecular function: sequence-specific DNA binding; DNA-binding transcription factor activity, RNA polymerase II-specific.